ACGUUGCUUGUUUUCUGAGAAAGCGCAGAGAGUGCUCGCCGAUGGCUUCCUCCGUUACCGCCGCCCUAACCCUCAUUCGAUCGCCGGCCAUGACGACGAACUUCCCUUCCAUUCUCCCGAUCUCCUCCUCCGUAUCCUUAUCCACCUCCCGUCCCCCUUCUCCCUUCCUCGGUCUCCGAGUCGCCGGCGCCCGCGAGGCUACGAUAUCCGACCUCGGACGGAAGAGCCAUGGUCAGGGGUUACUGGUCGUCGCUUCGGCCUCUUCCCGUCCCUUUGUUCUUGUGGCCGAGAAGCUCGGAGAGGCGGGGCUCUCCCUGCUCCGCGAUUUCGCCGAAGUGGACUGCUCGUACAAUCUCUCUCCCGAAGAGCUCCGCGCCAAGGUGGCGCAGAGUGACGCGCUGAUCGUGCGGAGCGGGACGAAGGUGACGCGCGAGGUGUUCCAGGCCUCGAAGGGGCGGCUCAAGGUGGUCGGUCGGGCGGGCGUCGGGAUCGACAAUGUCGACCUCCAGGCCGCCACGGAGAACGGGUGUCUAGUCGUCAAUGCGCCCACCGCGAACACCAUCGCCGCCGCGGAGCACGGGAUCGCGCUGCUUUCUGGCAUGGCGAGGAACAUUGCGCAGGCUGACGCCUCCAUGAAAGCUGGUAAAUGGCUGCGCAACAAGUAUGUUGGUACUUCUCUUGUUGGAAAGACACUUGCAGUUCUUGGUUUUGGGAAAGUUGGAUCUGAAGUUGCUAGACGUGCCAAAGGAUUAGGAAUGCAUGUGAUUGCUCAUGAUCCAUAUACUCCUGCUGAAAAAGCUCAUGCCCUCGGGGUAGAGCUUGUGCCAUUUGAUAAAGCCAUAUCUGUUGCCGACUUCAUAUCACUCCACAUGCCACUGACUCCUACCACUGCCAAGGUUUUGAAUGAUGAAACAUUUGCAAAGAUGAAAAAAGGCGUGAGAAUCAUUAAUGUUGCCAGGGGUGGAGUCAUUGAUGAAGACGCUUUGGUUAGGGCUCUUGAUAACGGGACUGUUGCUCAGGCAGCACUUGAUGUAUUUACUGCAGAGCCUCCACCAAAAGACAGCAAAUUGGUGUUGCAUGAGAAUGUUACUGUGACACCUCACUUAGGAGCUAGCACAGUAGAAGCUCAGGAAGGUGUAGCUGUAGAAGUAGCUGAGGCUGUUAUAGGAGCAUUGAAAGGUGAACUCGCUGCUACUGCAGUGAAUGCUCCUAUGGUUCCCUCCGAGGUUAUUUCUGAACUCGCACCAUAUGUGAUUCUGGCAGAGAGGUUGGGCAGGCUAAUCGUCCAACUAGUGGCAGGUCAAAGUGGGAUUAAGGGGGUCAAGGUUGUAUACAGAUCUGCUCGAAAUCCCGAUGACUUGGACACCCGCAUCCUUCGUGCAAUGAUCACAAAAGGGAUUAUUGAACCCAUAUCCAGCUUGUUUGUCAACAUUGUGAAUGCAGAUUAUACCGCCAAGCAAAGAGGUCUCCGCAUCAGCGAGGAGAGAGUUUUCGUCGACAGCUGCACCGAGACCCCUUUGGACUCGAUCCAAAUUCACCUGACCAAUGUGGGUUCCAAAUUUGCCAGUGCACUAUCGGACUCCGGUGAUAUAACAUUGGCAGGAAGGGUGAAAGAUGGCGUGCCACAUCUCACCCUUGUGGGAAGUUUCAGCAUCGAUGUAAGCCUGGAAGGAAAUGUGAUCCUCUGCAGAAAUGUGGAUCAACCUGGUAAUAUCGGAAAAGUUGGCAAAAUUCUCGGGGAGGAGAAUGUGAACAUCAACUUCAUGAGCGUUGGCCGGACUGCACCGAAAGAGCUAGCUAUAAUGGCAAUAGGAGUGGAUGAGGAGCCCGGUAAGGGAACCCUCAAGAAAAUAGGAGAGAUCCAGGCUAUCGAAGAGUUUGUGUUCCUAAAGAUAUAAAAGGGUACUUCUAUAUUUUGAGUAAUGUUCCAGCUAUCAAUGAGUUUUGAUUGAUCAGGUAUCAAUAAGUUCCUGGCUAAGGUUUCUGUCAAGUGCCAUGAAUUUGAGGUCUUUGCUUCGCCUCGAAGUUUUUAGGUCCAUACAAAGAAAACAAUACUCUCUCAGUUGGUUAGUGCCUUUGUAGAUUAAGAUUAAUGCAUUAAUUUGUUUUCCAAGUUAUGUACUGAUAACUGAUUAAUGGAUCAUUCUUUUGAUUGACUGGUUCAAUCAUCAAGAUCUGUUUUAUUUGGUGUUUUGAA
Messenger RNA from Zingiber officinale, 2197 nucleotides. Its product is annotated as D-3-phosphoglycerate dehydrogenase 1, chloroplastic-like. Bases 42 to 1898 code for a protein of 618 amino acids. The transcript has 5 exons. Gene Ontology annotation, biological process: L-serine biosynthetic process. The record is from RefSeq and is a predicted model, not a curated record. Gene Ontology annotation, molecular function: phosphoglycerate dehydrogenase activity; NAD binding. Lineage: Eukaryota; Viridiplantae; Streptophyta; Magnoliopsida; Zingiberales; Zingiberaceae.